AUGUCUUUUUCUGAAAAGCUAGGACAAGGUGGUUUUGGUGAUGUAUACAGAGGCAACCUCUCGGACGGCCGUCAGGUAGCAGUCAAGAUGCUAAAGGACUCCAAGGGUGAUGGGGAGGAAUUCAUGAAUGAGGUGUCCAGCAUUAGCAGAACUUCGCAUGUCAAUGUUGUUAUGCUCUUAGGAUUUUGCUUGGAAGGAUCCAAAAGGGUGCUCAUUUAUGAGUAUAUGCCUAAUGGUUCACUUGAAAGAGGACUUGAAUAUCUCCACCGCGGAUGCAAUACUCGCAUCGUACAUUUUGAUAUCAAACCCCACAACAUUUUAUUGGAUCAAGAUUUUUGUCCCAAGAUCUCCGACUUUGGAUUAGCCAAACUAUGCCCAAAUAAAGAGAGUGCCAUUUCCAUUGUCGGUGCAAGAGGAACAAUCGGCUACAUUGCACCUGAAGUCUUCUCGAAGCAAUUUGGAACAGUCAGUAGCAAAUCUGAUGUCUAUAGUUAUGGAAUGAUGGUCCUUGAGAUGGUUGGGGCAAGGGACAGAAAUAUCAAUGCAGAUAGUGAAACUAGCAGCCAAUAUUUCCCUCAGUGGAUUUAUGAACAUUUGGAUGACUAG
Messenger RNA from Miscanthus lutarioriparius, 606 nucleotides. The record is from the annotation of a GenBank genome assembly. NCBI's taxonomy places the organism in Eukaryota, Viridiplantae, Streptophyta, Magnoliopsida, Poales, Poaceae.